Messenger RNA from Perkinsus marinus ATCC 50983, 1959 nucleotides. RefSeq names its product phosphoserine phosphatase, putative. The coding region runs from base 1 to 1959 and encodes 652 amino acids. The transcript is spliced from 17 exons. Gene Ontology annotation, molecular function: magnesium ion binding. The record is from RefSeq and is a predicted model, not a curated record. NCBI's taxonomy places the organism in Eukaryota, Perkinsozoa, Perkinsida, Perkinsidae. Gene Ontology annotation, biological process: L-serine biosynthetic process; dephosphorylation. Gene Ontology annotation, cellular component: cytoplasm.
AUGGCGUCAACGGCAGAUACUUGGGAAUUGCAUCCGCAACGUCGUAUGUCUCACUCGCAUAGGGACAGCGCGGACACUACUCUUAGUGCCUCAGUGACCCCUUUGACGGCAGAGAUCGGUGUACCCGGUAGCAGCCUCUACUUGUUCAGCAUUCGCGGUCGGGAUCAGCCGGGCAUCUCACAUCUCAUGUGCCAGACUAUUGCAGACUUCGAUCAGAGCACUUUGCUGGAUAUCUCCCAGAUAUGCAUCGAUGAGCUCCUCAUGUUAAGUUUGCUGGUCAAGGUUGACGAUGAACACGUGGCUGCUCUCACGAAGGAGCUACUGCUGCCGGCCAACCGCAUGGGCGUUUCUGUCAGUGUGCGACAGCUUCACGAUGACAGUGGAACUGAUUCGGAGGGCGGAGAGAGACCCGCUUCGUUGGAAGGAGACGAUGGUCUCUGUGGGUCCGAGGAUUGCCUUAUCCAGGUCGUCUAUCACCCUCCAAAGGGAACAGUAGUUGAAUGCCUACCUCCAGCGCUGCUCCUCAAUGUGUGCUCGAUCGCAACCCGCGAGGGCUGGAGUGUUGUGUCAGUAGUUCACUUCAACCCGGAUGCUCCCUUGUGGGUGCACUCGUUGCAGCUGAGAGUUCGCCAGACCGGGGACUUCCACCCAGAGGAGCCUAUCAAGGACGAUAUCUACAAUGCUGCAUCGCAUCCCAUGGGGAGCCGCCAAAGGCUCUACCUUCUCCUGCAGGAAGUGUGUCACAGAGUUGGCGCGGAAGUUGUUGUCAGGCCUUACGAAGCUCCUUCGAAGCCCAAGCCGAAGUCGCUCGUCGUUUUCGGUCUUUCCGAGGUUUUGGUCUCCAAUGACGUACUGAUGACACUACUCAAAGAGGCCGGCAAAGAUUACGAAGGCAUCAGAGCUCAGUGUGAGAAGCAGAAGCUCUCCGUGAACGAGACUAGUCAUCGUCUCGUUGCAGCCCUUGAAGGGGCUUCGCGUGAUGUGGUCUCCCGAACCAUUGCACAGUUACGGCUGACCAAGGGGGCAAGAAAGGUCUGUCAAGCACUCAAGUACCUCGGUUUCAAACUAGCGUUGAUAACUUCUAGCGCUUCACAGUCAAUUGCAAGGCACGUACAGUCAGAACUCGGUCUUGAUUACGCCCUUGCUACGGAGAUCGAGGUGGACCCAAACACCGACAAGAUAACUGGCAAGCAUGGUACGUUGAUGGACAACUUCCGUAAGGUCGAUUAUAUGAGGCUCAUCGCGGACAGAGAGAACAUCAGUCAGGAGAACGUCAUCGUUGUGGGCGACUACGUCCAUGCGGACUACUUGUUUGACCAGUGCGGAUAUCGGAUUCAUUUCAACUCCCGACAGCAGGGAGAUUUGAGAGUCCUCCUCCACCUGUUGGGCUACUCGGAAACUCACGUGCGUGAGCUUGUUGAGCUCUCACAGACCGGGCCCAACGAUUCUUGGAACACCCCCAGCAUAGAGGAGCAACUUACUCCAGCUAACUCAACUGUUGUUGCGGAGAUGGACACCACUUCUCAAGACGACAGCGAUAGAGAUGUCGCGCUGGUUAGAAGUACAACAUUGACAGACCCGCUAGCUCGCUCGGUGUGGGAUCUGGAGCCUCUCGAAGGCGUGUCACCAGACAGUGCCUUGGAGCGCUGCGAUAUCAGAGUGAUCGGUCCGGAUGCUCCCGGGCUCAUGGAGCUCCUUCUGGGGCCCGUUGUGAAGACAGGGACGAGCAUUGGCCAGAUUGUCACCUACAAUUUGCACGGCGUAUUUUGCAUGGGAAUGCAGAUCUACGUUACUGAUCCGGAGUCCCGUGACGACUGCCUCAAGGAUAUUCUCUUCAUCACUCAUGGUCGUGGCAUGGAUAUGCAGUACUCAACUCAGGAAAGUUUGCCCACCCUUCCAUCGUUCGCUGACCUAGAAAAUCCCACUGGACACUCGCCGUCCGAUGGUAUGUGUAACUAA